Molecule: messenger RNA, 2463 nt
Organism: Aspergillus welwitschiae
Lineage: Eukaryota; Fungi; Ascomycota; Eurotiomycetes; Eurotiales; Aspergillaceae
Product: Zn(II)2Cys6 transcription factor
Exons: 7
Coding region: 167-1978 (603 amino acids)
Biological process (GO): regulation of DNA-templated transcription
Cellular component (GO): nucleus
Molecular function (GO): transcription cis-regulatory region binding; DNA-binding transcription factor activity, RNA polymerase II-specific; zinc ion binding
Source: RefSeq, a predicted model, not a curated record
CUCUGCUCUCCAUGGCUGGGGUCUACAGGGCCCCAUUUCAUCCCAGCUACCUUCUUGCCGUCUCCUCGGCCUGCGCACGGAACUCCACUCCCUGUAGGUUUUUAAGAUUACCGCUUAACCGUUGGAUCUAUCAAAUACAGCGGUGACGCGAAAAUCUCCAGCUGUGAUGGCUCACUUGGUCCAGAGUGAGCUUUCCCGUCCCAGGGGCCGGUAUUCUAACGGCUCAGUAAGGACAUGUCAGAACUGUGCCAGAGCAAAGAUACGGUGCAAUCGCCACGGGGCUACGGGGAGUUGCGAACGAUGCGAACGGCUGGGAAAAGAGUGUCAUUUCCCAGAAACCCGAAGCACAAAUGGAGGGACCAAGAGAGAGAGCAAGGACAGGAGAAUCGAUCUACUCGAAGCCAAAGUCGAUCAGCUGCUAGCGACGUCGGUAUCUCCAAGCCUGAGGGGUAAUAGCACGGCCAAUGGGAGCCCUGCAAGCACUGUUUCGCAGUCCAAGGAUGCCAUUGACAAAGGCUUGCUUACUGUGGAGGCCGCCAACAUGCUGCUAAAUGAAUUUCGGACGACACUAAUGCCUCACUGUCCAUUCGUAGUCGUCCCACCACAGACCUCUGCCGAAAGCCUAAGGAAAGACAAGCCGUUUCUCUUCCUUACCAUCUUGACGGCUACUCUGUAUGACAACAUGCCUCUGCAGCGUAUGCUCGAAAAAGAGGUGAAGAAGAAGGUUAGCGACUGCAUGAUUUACGAUGGACCCAUCUCAUUCGAGGUGCUGCAAGGGCUGCUAGUCCACAUUGCAUGGUGUCAAUAUCAUUCACGGCCACGCCGGUUCUCUCAAUAUCUACACCUUGCGAUCAGCAUUAUCACGGACUUGCAAUUGGACCGUGCGCAUGAGUAUCGACUCUGGAGGACUCGAGUGAACUUUAACCCGGAAGAACACAAAGAGUCGGUAUCUUGGGGGCACGAUGAAAGACGGGCCGUCCUCGGUAUCUUUUAUUUCUCAUCGAGCGUUUCGCAGAUCCUCCACAAACAAUGCACCUUUCCGUAUAUGCCUUACUUUGAUGACUGCUGCAAGCUUCUGGCCACAGAUGCCGAGUAUGCCUCCGACCAGCACCUGCUUCAUAUAGUACAACUUCAACGAUUAUCGGAGAGGAUUACUUUUAUUUCAUCACAAAACAUUCUAGGGACCCACGGCCCUGGCUCAAGCAGUGAGCGUUCGUUUCGUGAGAUGAAACUGGAGCUGGAGCAAUAUCGGGCUAGCCUACCCUGUCCGUUGAAUGAAAACAAUAUCCUUUACAUGCAAUACUAUACUGCUGAACUGUAUCUCUGCCAGAUCAGCUUGUUCGAUCAUAAGCCCAGUACACAAAGCCCGAGGCGUGAAGUCCCAUUUCAAAUUGAGGCACUACGUAUGGGUCUCAUCGCGGCCAAAGCGCUACUCGAUCACUAUGUCUGCCUCCCGUUACGCAGUGAAAUGGCGUUCAACAACGCCAUAUGGAUUCAGAUCGGCUUCGCGCUGACUCUGGCGUGCAAGCUUGUUGUAGCAGCAUCAGAGCCUUCGAUACAGCCUCACACAGCGGAAUUGUGCCGUGCGCUUGACAUAUCCAGCAUGCUCAGUCGGUGUAUCCUCCGCAUCCAGGCGCUAGUUACGUCUAGCUUGGAUGCCUCCGGUGACCGAGAUGUCUUCUACCACUAUGAACAGCGACUGAAACGAGUUCAGUGGUGGUUUGAAAACCGGAUGUUAUCAAAGAAUAAGAAUAAUUCUGUUCAGCCUGCGGUGCAACCAACUGACGACAUGAGCUCAUCCACAGCUGAGAACAGUCACGUUGAAUCAUCGCAGCUGCCACUGGACGGAUUAAAUGAUUAUACGAUGAUACCCCCAGAAGUGUACGAUAUGCAAUGGCCGGGUUUCUUUCCCGACGCGACGAUUGAUGAGAUACUCGUCGACUGGAUGGAGUACACGAAGGCGUCUGAGCAGCGCUAGCGCUGACUAGGUAGCGCAUCCACCACCAUCUUACGUCUCUAAUUAUCACAAUAUGAACUUAAAACAGACAAGUCUCCAGUUAUAUAUUAUACAAUGAACCCCAUCCAAUUUAAUUACGCUGUCAAUACCACAGUAAACACCCUAUCCCUCCGCACCUUCGGCUCCCUUCUCACCCCAAACACCACCAUCCCCAUCACCCCAAGCGCAACCCCAGCCGCACACCAACCUAUCCAAUUCCCGAAAAACCACUCCGCCACCGCAACCUCAUCCCCACGCGGUCUCUCCUCGACAAACCGCAUAAAGAACGCCUUUUCAGUCCCCUGAAACAUGCUCCGGGGCACAAUGCCUACUCCACCCCCAACAGCGGACAACCAUACGCCCAGCACCCGGCUCACCAACAUCGCCCCGGCACUCACAAAAGCCGUCACAUACGCCGGCACAAACCCCCAUCGAUGCUCAUGCACACUCAACGCCACCUUGAUCAC